CUUACAGUCACUGACGGUCAUAGUUCAUUCCAACAUGGCGGAAUUUCACGGCUAGCAUGUGAGCUAGUUAGCCAAGUAGCUGAAACACUUGGGGGGAAAUAGAUUUGUGGAUUGUACUCUGCAUAGGAAAUUAAGUCUUCAGAUAUGUAGCAACAUAUACAUCAGAAAAAUGUUUCGUUUGAGAGGAAAUAUCAUGGGAUCAUCGUUGUCUUUACAGAAGCUGUGUGUCCUGUACCUGGGAGGGCGGAUCUCUCAACAGUUUCAACUGGCGCGGGUAAAACCUUACCUCAGACUAGGAACUAUCUGUAGAGUCACAACUGAAGUUGGAUCAACCACUCCAACUCCUCCUACUCUGAAUACCUCAGCCACCACAGACAGUAGCCCUGAGUCUAGCUCUGGCCACUGUAGCUCUGACCCCCCUCCUGCCAAGGCCGUUGGCCCUCCACUCACCCCCACCCAUUGUUGUAUGAGCGGUUGCCAUAACUGUGUGUGGAUUGAACACGCAGAGCAGCUCCUAGAGUACUACCGUAACGGAGAGUUUGGGAAAGAGAGUGCCCUGGCUGCUAUUGAGGAGAACGUAUCAGAUGAGAACCUGAAAGCCUUCCUGAAGAUGGAGAUCAGGAUGAUGAUGAAGAAGUAGACUCUUUUUUUUGUGUGUGUGUGUGUGUGUGUGUUUGUGUGUCUGUGCAGAGAGGAAAUGGGGACAUUGAGGGCCUUUUGACACUAUGCAGUUUAAAACCACUCCCUCAGAUUUGAAUACUGGUAUGCAGUUUAUAGUACAUGUCUAUCAAACUGUCAUUUCACUUAGUCAUGGACAUUUCAACUAGUUUUUGUCAUCGCAUAAUAUUGCAUAUUCUAACCUAAUCUAUAGUAUUUUACAUGUGUAUAUCAUGUAUGAUUUAUAAUUUAAUUAAUGCAUAAAUAUAGCCUAGUGCCGUAGAAGCCUACUUUGUUGAGGCAUUCAAUAAUUGUAGGCCUAAUGGUUUAAAUGUUCACAUAAUCACAAUACAUUUGAUGUUUAAUUUAUUUAUGCCGUCUGACAGUGUGUUACUUUCUGCUAUGCUGUGACAAAUGAAGCUUAAAAAUAAGUUUCCCUGACACUUGAAAUAGAAUACGCACAGUUAUGUUUGGAUGUAAACAUUUUUAGGUGUAUGGAUUGAUUUUAUUUUAUUUUAGUUGGUGGUGGAUGAAUUGUUAAUUAUUUAAAUAUAAAUUGUAAGUGUAGGUUGAUGAUGGACAACAUUUGGUUUGAAAUAAAUAUUGUACUUGUGUGACUGAA
Molecule: messenger RNA, 1279 nt
Organism: Salvelinus fontinalis (brook trout)
Lineage: Eukaryota; Metazoa; Chordata; Actinopteri; Salmoniformes; Salmonidae
Product: oxidoreductase-like domain-containing protein 1
Exons: 2
Coding region: 170-640 (156 amino acids)
Cellular component (GO): mitochondrion
Source: RefSeq, a predicted model, not a curated record